AGUAUCCAAGUAUUUAAAACACAAGAGGAGUGGGCACCGCCCAAUGGGGGUGUGUGUGCUGCUUUGAUCCUGUAGUUGAGAUCCAGAGAAUUGAGAGUGAUAUCAUCUGUAACAAUAAUACAGCUUCUCUCGUGAAGAUGAUAUCUGCAAAAAACAUGGCUAAAGUAAUGAUUGUCAUGUUGGCGAUUUGUUUUCUUACAAAAUCAGAUGGGAAACCUCUUAAGAAGAGAUCUGUGAGUGAAAUACAGCUUAUGCACAACCUGGGCAAGCAUCUGAGCUCAAUGGAGAGAGUGGAAUGGCUUCGUAAGAAGCUGCAGGACGUACACAACUUUGUGGCCCUGGGAGCUCCUCUACCUCCCAGAGAUGGUGGGUCUCAGAGGCCUGGUAAAAAGGAAGACAAUGUCGCAGUUGACGACCAUCAAAAAAGUCUUGGAGAGGCAGACAAAGCCGAUGUGGAUGUAUUAAUUAAAGCUAAAUCCCAAUGAAAAUAGAUAUGGUCAGAGCACUGCUCUCGCCAGUGUAGGGCGACAAUAUCACAUGCUGCUAAUUUUUCAAAGCUCUGUUAAGAUUUACCAAGUGCCAAGAUUUCUAAUAUUACCAAACUACAUGCAAACCAUUGCUAACUAUGAUAGCUGUGACUUCAAUUGAUUAUUUUGAUUCUACUUUAAUUCAUUUAAGAGCUCUUUUAAUUUUUCUAUUUCUAUUGUUUAUUCUUUUGAAAGUAUGUUACUGCGUAGCUUAUAAAAGAAUAAAAUUGCACUGUUGAAACCCCUCUUCCACCUUACAAUUCAAAAUAAAAAUGUAAUGAUCAUAAUUACAAAUAAAUGAAGCUAAGUAAUUCUCACUUCUUACAAG
Carlito syrichta (Philippine tarsier) is the source of this 855-nucleotide messenger RNA. RefSeq names its product parathyroid hormone (gene PTH). Gene Ontology annotation, molecular function: hormone activity; parathyroid hormone receptor binding. The transcript is spliced from 3 exons. Gene Ontology annotation, biological process: cell-cell signaling; intracellular calcium ion homeostasis. The coding region runs from base 138 to 485 and encodes 115 amino acids. Gene Ontology annotation, cellular component: extracellular region. The record is from RefSeq and is a predicted model, not a curated record. NCBI's taxonomy places the organism in Eukaryota, Metazoa, Chordata, Mammalia, Primates, Tarsiidae.